AUGGAUCUGGUUGAAUACACUAUUGUAAAGCAUUUUCCUGAAUAUAAUAAAAAUAUAGAAAAUUAUGAUAAAAACUUGACAUUUCCUGGUGAUCCUUGUACAAUUGGAAGCAUUAAAGCAACUGGAAUACUAAAUGAUAUAUUCAAUGUAGAUAAAUGCAAAACAGCCUUGUCAUUUGCAUCUAAAAUUAAAGGUGAUCCUUAUGAUCCGUCUACGCGAAUAUCUUGCUUUUACUUGUAUUAUUGGCUGCACAAACUAUUUAAUGAAAGUAGUAUAAGUAAUAAAACGAAUUCUAUUUAUCAAAAAUUGAUUUAUAUAGUAAAUGAUUACGGUAGCCAUAUGUGCAGGGAUUAUAUGAAUUUUGCUAUUUCAGAAGAUGAAUUGAAAAAAUUGAACGAUUUAAAUGACAUGAAUAAUAUGCUUUAUUACGUAAUAAAUUCAUAUUACCCCACUGGCAAAAAUAAGUGCGAUUGUCUUGUUGCAUGUUUAAAUAUAUAUGAACAACACAAUAAAACUUGUAAAUUACGCAAUCAAAGUUUUUUUUGUGAAGCAUUAGAUGAUAUAAAAGAUCAGUAUAAUAAACUAUCAAAUUUAACUAAUGAAUGUGUUAAUUUCACACCAUAUAAUUCACGCUUGCAUCGUGGAAUGAGAGAUAUAAUAGAUAAGUUGAGUCGUCACAAGGAUGACAGUAAUGUAUUGGAAAAUUCAGAAACAUCUAGUAUUACUUCAUGGAAUAGUAGUUACAAUAUAUUAUAUAAUUCUACCUAG
Messenger RNA from Plasmodium gonderi, 768 nucleotides. Its product is annotated as variable surface protein. Bases 1 to 768 code for a protein of 255 amino acids. NCBI's taxonomy places the organism in Eukaryota, Apicomplexa, Aconoidasida, Haemosporida, Plasmodiidae. The record is from RefSeq and is a predicted model, not a curated record. The transcript has 3 exons.